Amborella trichopoda is the source of this 3035-nucleotide messenger RNA. NCBI's taxonomy places the organism in Eukaryota, Viridiplantae, Streptophyta, Magnoliopsida, Amborellales, Amborellaceae. The record is from RefSeq and is a predicted model, not a curated record.
CAACACCGACAACACCUCCCUAUCUAGCUACGAGCCCUUUGCUGAGGGUGCAAUCCCCGCUCCUUCUUUGGCAAGGGUGUCCGCCAUCACAUUGCUUUCAUGCCAAACGUGACUCCAAGAUAUCGAAAUGCUAGAGUAAAGGUGAGCAAUUUCUUCAAAGGUGUUGGCUAAAGACCACACGUAGGAGGCAGCCGUCGAGGCCCAACGGAUGACAUUGAGGGAAUCCCCUUCGACAAUAAGCAAAAAAGUCCAUCCCAUAGCAUGCACACGCAGGCCUUCGAGAUGGCGAGGGCUUCAGCAGUUUGAGCAUCAACAUGACUUAUAGAUUUGGAAAAAGACGCCAAAAUUUGGCCCUUGUGGUACUGUAGGAGACCUCUUAUACCCGACUGUCUGGGGUUGCCUAGGGAACACUCUUCAAAGUUGAGGUUAAUGGUUCCCGAGGAAGGCGGCAACCAGAGGAAGGAUCUAGAAGCCCUGGUGUGCACAAUAUGGAGGAGAGGCAUCCAUGAGAGGUGGAAGGCUGACCUUUGAAAACUUUGUGGUUGGAUACCCAGAAGGAGACCAGGGAUUUAAUCUGGUCGAAUAGCACUUUACGGGGCUUGAAAAUUCCUUGAAAACUCUGAUUGUUCCGCUCAAUCCAGACGGAUCAAAGAAGGGCGAUAAUGGACGCCUUCCAAAGCAAAUGGCUCGAGACCCCCCAAGGGAGAGACUAAAAAGAGGAAAAGAGGCAAGGGAUUGAAGAGGGGAGAACCCACUGCCACUGGAACAUAAGGAGGAGAAAAUCCCACAAGAAGUGGGCGUAAGGGUAGUGAAGAAAGAGGUGCAAGUUGGUCUCCUCCACCUCAAGACACAUCCUGCACCAAUUGGGGAUGGGGAUGCCUCUUCUCUGAAGGAGGUCAAAGAUCAAGGCUCUUUAGUGUAAGGUCAACCAAGUGAAGAACUGAAUUUUGGGUGGGACCAUUGAGAACCUGGCCCGAGCAGCAUGAGAAGGGGGAUUAAGGGGAAAGGUAGGGGGUUUGAGAUGGUUUACGAUAGAAUGAUGAGACAUAAAAGGUGCUUGAGGGGGAGGAGCACCUAAUAAGACUGUCGAAACCCCUCUAGGGGAUAAAAUAUUGUUCCAACAAUUGAGAUAGGUUAAGAAAUUCGUCCAGUUCAACUUCAUGAAGAGACCUCCUGAAAAUGGGACUCCAAACUCUUCUAGGGCCGAUGGUUUAACAGGCCUCGGAAACCAGCUCGUGCUGGUUGACUGUGAUAAGGAAAAGGGAAGGGAAGAGGUCCCACAAGACAGAAGAUCCAAGCCAUAAAUCUAAUCAGAAACGAGUCCAACAGCUGUCCCUAGCAAGAAUUCUAGAAUUAAGUUUAAAUGACUUAAGAGAACUCAGAAGGGUACUGCAAAAGCCAGAAGAUCUGUUGUAGGUUCUCGAGGGAGGGAGCCAAGAGGAAGUUUGAAGAUCUCGAAUACCAAGGCCUCUGAGAUGCCGCGACGCUUGCACUUUAUCCUAAGCCACAAGGUAGAACUUGCGCUUGUCACUUUCUCCUUCCCAAAGAAAUUGUUUCAUCAAGAAAUUGAGACGCUUGAUGAUUGAUGCCGACAUUUUGAAGAGGGACAUCUGAUUGAUCGGAGUGGAAGAAAGGGUAGCUCUGAUGAGGGUCGAUCUUCCGAUUGGUGAAAGAACCCAACCUUUCCAGCAAGCAAAUCUCCAGUCAAACUUAUCGAUGAUAUGAGCCCAGGCACUCAGUUUCGAUCCCUCUAUGCAACGGGGGAGACCGAGAUAGGUGGAGGGGAGGGUUUCAACGGAGCAACCCCAACUAUCCGCCAAAGGAAGGUUGAUGCUAGGGUCGAGGGCUAUCCCAAUCAUCUUGGGUUUCCCUAAAUUUAUUUUGAACCCCAUAGUCCACUCGAAAAGUUUGACAAAAGCGAAACAAAACAUUAGUCUCUUGAGGGGGAACAUCACAGAAGACGAGGGUAUCGUCGGUGUAUUGGAGGUGUGAUAUCAAGGGACCCCUAUACCGCACUGGAAGCCAUGGAUGAGACCAUCAGUUUUAAAAGCUUUCUCAAUUUGUUCAAUUUCUUCUUCUGAUUAACUGCGUUUGAACCGCUGGUGGUGUGCAUCCCCUGCUCAUAUUGUUGCCAACAGAUUUAUUCAGUAUGAGUCAUCUAUCAGUACCCUGUUGGUGUUUUCUGGUUUACCACCUUGUGUGCUUUGUGAAUUCGCUAUCUCUACAUCAAAAUGAUAUGGAUAUUACACUUUUGAGUGUCGGGAUUGAAUUGCUUCGCGAAACUUUGCCACUACAAGGGGGUUGUAGGCUUUAUGAGCUGCAAGGAUUGAAGCCAUCUCUUUGGUAUGAAGUGAAGAUAUCUUAUCCAGCUUCUAUACCAUCUAGCUUCUCCAUGGAACUAAGAAGGGACAAAAAGAAGCAAAGUCUGAAAAAUGGGAGGAAAUUGCUAAAUACUGAAAAGCUUAUUUUUGAAGCUGGGAGCCAUGUUUUGGAAAUUCCUGGAGAAACAAAGAUAUUUGUCCUUGUAUCAAUCCAGCCUGAAGGUAUCGUGGCAAAGCCUAAUGCGCAGGAGAGGCAAUUUGCCAUGUUCAAUAUUGUUUGUGAUGAACUGUCAUUUGGGAUACCACACAAUGCUUGGCCAGUCGGGAUUUUAGUCAUUCUGUGCAUCGCGUUUGCAUUUGUUAUUCCCCGCUUCUUACCUUCAGGGUUACUUUCCGAGCAGUCUGGCUCAGUACUUGGCUCGUCUGCUACAAAGGCACUGUAGGAAACUUAUAACAUGUGAUCAUGUACCCAGCAUCCGAAUUUUGCGAGGAAUGUCUUGUUUCUCCUGCAUUCGAGCAGGUUUUCACAUUUCUUGGAGAUAUUGUAGGUUAUUUUGGCUUGAGUAAUUGGUGAUGUUCUUUCCUUGAUUAUAAUUUUUGGAAGUUCUACACUUAACAAAAGUAUGUUGAGCUCUUUAGUCAUCGUCUUUUUUGUUUUUUUUUUCUUUUGUAAUAACUGCCUUUUAGUGAUGAUUGUCAGGUGUUUGGAAUUAA